Chinchilla lanigera (long-tailed chinchilla) is the source of this 1275-nucleotide messenger RNA. RefSeq names its product bone morphogenetic protein 10 (gene Bmp10). Gene Ontology annotation, molecular function: growth factor activity; cytokine activity. The transcript has 2 exons. Gene Ontology annotation, cellular component: extracellular region. Lineage: Eukaryota; Metazoa; Chordata; Mammalia; Rodentia; Chinchillidae. The record is from RefSeq and is a predicted model, not a curated record. Bases 1 to 1275 code for a protein of 424 amino acids. Gene Ontology annotation, biological process: BMP signaling pathway; SMAD protein signal transduction.
AUGGGUUCCCUGGUCCUGUGCAUGUACACCGCCUUCUGCCUGGUGGCUCGCUCGGUUUCUGGCAGUCCCAUCAUGGGCCUUGAGCAGUCACCUCUGGAAGAAGAUAUGCCUCUCUUUGAUGAUGUCUUCUCAGAGCAAGAUGGUGUGGACUUUAACAUGCUGCUGCAGAGUAUGAAAGAUGAGUUUCUCAAGACGCUGAACCUGUCUGACAUCCCGGUGCAGGAUUCAGCCAAGGUGGACCCACCAGAGUACAUGCUGGAGCUCUACAACAAAUUCGCCACAGAUCGGACCUCCAUGCCCUCUGCCAACAUCAUCAGGAGUUUCAAGAAUGAGGAUCUUUUUUCUCAACCAGCCACUUUCAGUGGGCUCCGAAAAUAUCCCCUCCUCUUCAAUGUGUCCAUCCCUCACCAUGAAGAGGUCAUCAUGGCUGAACUCAGAUUAUACACGCUGGUGCAAAGGGAUCGCAUGAUAUACGAUGGAGUGGACCGGAAAAUCACCAUUUUUGAAGUAUUAGAGAAUGAAAAGGACAAUACAGGUGAAAGAAACAUGCUGAUCCUGGUGUCAGGAGAGAUCUACGGAACCAACAGCGAGUGGGAAACAUUUGACAUCACAGAUGCCGUCAGACGUUGGCAAAAGUCAAGCUCAUCUACCCACCAGCUAGAGGUCCACAUUGAGAGCAGACAUGACCAGGCUGAGGACACUGAAAGGGGACAGCUGGAAAUAGACACCAGUGGUCAGAAUAAGCAUGACCCUUUGCUUGUUGUGUUUUCUGAUGACCAAAGUAAUGACAAGGAGCAGAAAGAGGAAUUGAGUGAAAUGAUUGCCCAUGAGCAACUUCUGGACCUGGACAACCUUGGCGUGGAUGGCUUGUCCAGUGGGCCUGGGGAAGAGGCUCUGCUGCAGAUGAGGUCGAACAUCAUCUAUGACUCCACUGCCAGAAUCAGAAGGAAUGCCAAAGGGAACUAUUGCAAGAGGACCCCUCUCUAUAUUGACUUUAAGGAGAUCGGCUGGGACUCCUGGAUCAUUGCUCCAACUGGAUACGAAGCCUAUGAGUGUCGUGGUGUUUGCAACUACCCCCUGGCAGAGCAUCUCACACCCACAAAGCAUGCAAUUAUCCAGGCCUUGGUCCACCUCAAGAAUUCUCAGAAAGCUUCCAAAGCCUGCUGUGUGCCAACCAAGCUGGAGCCCAUCUCCAUCCUCUAUUUAGACAAAGGUGUCGUUACCUACAAGUUCAAAUACGAAGGCAUGGUUGUCUCCGAGUGUGGCUGUAGAUAG